GGUGGAGUUUAGCGCUUCUCUUUUCUCACCAACUCCCGAGCCGUACACUCCGCCUUUCUGCCCGCGGGGCCGAGCUUCCGUUCCCGGAUUCAAUGAUUAAGAUACACUCCCUGUAUCAAUUAGAUAAAGUUUUAAGGAUUUUUAUAAAAAGUUUAGAACACAAGAACUGCUGUGAACCCGGAUACAGUCAUGACAUCUGAGACGUUCAUGGAGCUCACGGCUCCAGCAGCUGCCUGGACAUAAACCUCCGAGCUCCGACAACAAAGAGGAAAUGUGACUCGUCAGCGCAACAGUUAGUCUGAGUCACGCAGUUUUAGCUACGGGGGAUUAAUAACUUCUGUCUGUGUCUGACGUGUGUUUUCACCGUCGCGUUGACUCACGGACAGACACGUUCAAGCUCAUCUACCGGGACAUCUGUCUGCUGAGCGCUGCAGCUGCCGUUGUGAGCAGCGGGGCCGCGGCCGGGGUUCUCCGGCCCCUUUCAGGUGAAAGGCGUGGCUCUGGGAGGGAGAGCUUUGUUCAGCCUACACCUGACUGAGAGACUCAGUUACCCGAGCGGUCCGGGUUAAGCUGAUAGCUGCUGUUGGCUUAUUAAAAUCCUACUAAAUGGAUCUGUUUAGAAAGACUGGAGCAAAUCUAGGAUCACUCGUACUCUGUGAACCGUAAUGACUUAUAGCACUUAUUUGAGUCUUGACCCCUCGGACGGACGAGAGGAAACUGGGUCAGACUAGUUUUAGUGCUUAUCUGUUUAUUUUAACUGGGAGGUCAUGGCGUUGUCUCAGAUCCAGUGUCUGGAUGACCACCAUGUCAACUGGCGCAUUAGCGAGAGCAAACCGGAGUUUUUCUACAGCGAGGACCAACGACUGGCCCUCGAAGCUCUCAUCACCAAGGGCCGCGAUGCGUUCACGGACUACAUCCAGAAACACGAAGUCCGGGAGUUCCUCUCGGAAAGAGAGCUGGAGCGUGUCACGCGCACCGCGGAGGCGUACCGACCCGGGUACGAACACCACCAGAGGCCAGAGACGCCAGGGCCGGGGAAUUUGACUCCAGGGUCCGGGGAAGAAGCAGAAGACGGGGAUGUGUCUCUCGCAUAUUGGCCAGACCGGUCCGAAGCCUCGGUGGCGGAGUUGGACCUUGGCUGGCCUGAAGCCAUCUCAUACCGAGGGGUCACACGCGUGACCGUGUACACGCAGCCUCCCACUGAGGGUCACACGCACAUCAAGGAGGUGGUUCGCAAGAGCAUUGCAUCAGCCCAGAAGGUGAUAGCUGUGGUGAUGGACGUGUUUACAGAUGUGGAUAUCUUUCGAGACCUUCUGGACGCGUCCUAUAAGCGUAAAAUCCCUGUGUACAUCAUUCUGGAUAUUGCUGCAGUGCCCUGCUUUCUUUCCAUGUGUGGCAGAGCUGAUAUGCACCGGGGGCACCUAAAGAAUCUGCGAGUACGCUGCUGUGGAGGCUUGGAAUUCUUUACACGAUCAGCACAGAAGGUGCGGGGUUCCUUGAACGAGAAGUUUCUCCUUGUGGAUGGAGACAGAGCCAUCUCCGGCUCAUACAGUUUCACCUGGUCCUCGUCCCGUCUGGACCGGAACCUCAUCACCGUCAUCACAGGGCAGGCAGUGGAGACCUUCGACCUGCAGUUCCGGGAUCUCUACCUCAUAUCCCGGGGAGUGUCGCUGAGCAAGGUUUCCUUGAAGGACGAGCCGAUCCCUGACCCACUCCCUCAGGCAGUGCCGGCUCCUGUCCCGGCUUCUGUCGCAAGGAAACUCAUCAAUCCCAAAUAUGCACUGGUCGCAGCGGGAAAUCAUACCAGUCCCACCUCCUCUGACCAGAACUCAAGUAAAAAAGAAUCAAACUCCCAGAAUAUUGCUGGGCUGAAGGUGAUGAAAGGACGUCUUAAGGAAGUUAUGAAAGAGGCGCCGUUACAUCCGGGCUUAGUCAAUCUGGAGAAAGCCAACUUAAUCCCCUAUCUUCCCACCUGGCCAGAGCCAGACCCUCCGAGUGACGUGAUCGGCUUCAUCAAUAUUAGAGAUGAAAAGAGGGCGCAUCAGGUUCACUUACAGAGGUCAGAAAGGUUCGAGGUUAGUCAGGCUAUACGCUUCAGUGCACCACUGACUCAACCAGUGGCAGCUGAGGAAUCCACCUCAAAUCAGGACAAAAAAGAGCUAAAAACGGAAAAACAUGGCAAUCCUAAAGGUCCUACUGCCAUAGUUUCAGCAGAAAACAAGCAAACAGAAUCUCCAGAUUCCCCUCAGCAACCAACCACAACUCCACAACAUAAACCACAACUGCCAAAGUCUCCAACCCAAGCCAAAGUUGCUGCUGAUUCGCAACCUACACACAGUGCUGAAAAAACUCUAGUUAUGGCACAUGCAGGACCUCCUGUCCCCAAACGCCGCACGCUGCAGUUAGUCAUAGACCCCACCUCGGCAGAGCACCCUGGUGAGGCUCAGGUCACGCUGAUAAAAAUGGAUCAGGUUGAUAAUCUGCAUACAGAGCACGCUCACAAGGAGCUGGUGCCCAACCGCAGCCAGUUAACUUCAAAGAACAAUGGUAGAGACUCGGGCAGCAAUGAAGAGGGGAGCCAAGACAGCACUAAGGUCAUAUGUGACCAAGCAGUCAACGAAGACCCCUCAAGCGUAUCAACGGCAUCAGAGGAGGAGUUCUAUGACUGUCCUCAACAGGAGGCCAGUGACCUGCUGAUCAACGGCGGGCAGACUGGAUCCGGCAGAGGACCGUCCCACGGAGACGGACUCAACAUGAUGGCUCGCUUCUCUCAGAGCAUGCUGGACCUGAGGGAACCCCACCAAUCGGAGGGAGGCGCUUCCCUCAUUUGUCAGUCCCAGCAACUACCCAGACUGCAACAUGCUUCCCCACACCGUCACCUUGGACAGACCUCAAGGUCUCCAGCUCGUGAUGCGAGGAUCAGGGGACCCAAAGUAAUCCUUGCAAAACCAGGAAGUUUCCACCGCCCUCCUCGGACCGCUGGGCUCGUGAUCGGAGGACACCGUUACUGGCAGGGGCAGUUGGUGCCGCCCGACUUGGGCCAGCUGCAGGUGAAGCCCCGCUCUGGGAGGUCACCACGGAGACACAGCCCCGGAAACAGGAAGACAUCGCUGCAGCCAACAGCUGACCAGAUGGGGUUGUUUGGAGUGUCUCUGUCAAAACUCAGUUCCUUUAGAAAUUUGAAAGGGCGAGCAGGAACCUCUCAGAAAAAAGCGUCUCAGACCAAUAAGGCUGCUAGGUAGAGCAGUGACUCAGAACAGACGAGAGUUUGCUGACAAAACUUCCAGUUUAGAAACUCAAAACUUCAGGCUGGACUCGUCGCUGUCAUCUCCAUUUUAAGACCUACAAUGUAACGCAGUCCAGGCCUGUCGCGAUAAACAAAUCAAUUAGAUAAAAUGAGCUCAAUAAUAAAGUGAGGGCAGUACUAUUGCUUGUUUGUUUUCGUUUUCUCUCUUUCUACCUGAGACUGGAUGAGACUCGUUUCCUUGGUAACAGCUAAACACACAGGGAGCUAAAAGCCUCAGUUUUCCUCCAUUCAGGCUGAACCCAACACAAGGGACAGAUGGUGAAAAUGACCAUUUUCAACUUUGUUGUGUUGCUGCUAGCCUGCGUGUGGUGACAGGUCUGUUUGAAAGGUCUUACAGUUCCAGUGUUAAAUGGUCUUUUGAAAUUAGUUUAUUGACCCCUUAGAGGAUGUAUUUGCAUUGUUAGACAAUUUUUAUGCUAUUAGUUAACAAUGGUCUCAAAAUAACAAUAUUAUAGUUUAUCACAAUAAUUUCUGAAACAAUCACCCAGCAAAAUGUGUUAUUGUGACAAGAACCAUUUAUGGUAAGAAUACAUGUCUGUGAGGAAGAAUCUCGGGUCGUGGCAAAUCAGUUCAUAUGUGUCAACAGAAAUGCAAAUGUACCACAGAUAAUUUGUUUUGACCAAAAGACUGAAAUGUUUUCUCCAUGUGGUACUACAUCCAGUGAGCUCCAGCCUUCUUCUCUGCCUAACCAGGCACUUCAGUUCCCCCCCAUAGCAUGUUGAGCCUGGACUUAUCUGUUGCUUUUCUUUUUCCUUAUGAGUUUGUUCAUAUCCAACAUGAACAGAUGAAAUGUGUACUUCUGGAAACAAAUCAGCCUUUAGCAUUGACAGCACUAUGAUUGGUUACACAAGGUUAUGUUAAUUACUUUUACAUAUUUGACAAAGGUUGUUGAUAACCUAUGCAAAUGUAGAUGUAAUGUCAAGUACUGUUACGGGACCAAAAAUUAAUGUUUUAAAUAAAAGGAGAGACUGUUGA
Molecule: messenger RNA, 4282 nt
Organism: Poecilia reticulata (guppy)
Lineage: Eukaryota; Metazoa; Chordata; Actinopteri; Cyprinodontiformes; Poeciliidae
Product: protein FAM83G-like
Biological process (GO): signal transduction
Molecular function (GO): protein kinase binding
Source: RefSeq, a predicted model, not a curated record